GGUACGCCUAUGUCUCUGAAAGUACUGAAUGAAUCACGGUGCCAGACUUUACCCGGUGGAGAAAAAGCUGUGAAGCUUUGUAAUCGGCAAUGUCCAAUUCUGAUGUCCAACUGAACUCUGCUGAACAGUGUUUCCGGAUAGCAACUACUGUUUCGUUGAAUUCUUCAUCGGCCAAUUAGUUCAACAAACAAGUAGAUAAAUAGGUACCACUCCCGCGGGAAGGUAAACGAUGUUUCCAUGCACUGCUCUGGUUUGCCAGAAGCGGCUUAGUCAUGUUGGCCACAUGACCCGUAAGCUGUACGCUGGCUCCCUUGGCCAGUAAAGCAAGAUGAGUGCCGUAACCCCGGAGUCAUCCGCGACUGGACCUAAGGGUCAGGGGUCCCUUUACGUUUUUAAAAGGCCCCCAAAUUGACUAAAGAGAGAGAAAUGAGGGCUUCAAAUAAACAGGCACAGUUAGAGAUCAUGCCAUCCCAACAUAUGCUUUCAUUAAAGCCCUUGUGAGAAGAGGAACUGGACCAACCGGAAUCCGAAUCUUCUGCGACUGUCUCCUCCUGAGCUCUGUGAUCUCCAAAGGGCAUGUGAUCACCUGGCUACAGGUGGAUGGGGUGGGCGGGCCAGGAAAGUGCUCCACUUUCUUGGGAGUCAGCUUUUCCCUUAACUAGUUCCUUUACAAGACCACGCCUUCCUCACCCACCUUUUUGGUAUCCUCUGAGGUGUGUGUGCACACUUAUAUAUUUAGAGGAUCCCUCUGGGUAUAAGCAGAUCUUGAGCAGCUUCUUACCACCGUCAGGUGCACAGAGAAAAUGUAUCAGACAAAAGGAGGGGUUGUCCCGGAACAAGAGGAGCCCAACAAAGGAGCUACAGAGCAGUGUGGAUGUCAUGGCCCAGGUUAUGCGACACCUCUGGAUGCUAUGAGAGACAGAUCCCUAAAUAUGGACUUUCCCCCCCUGAAGGUCCACGAGAGAAGCUGAUCUACGUGCCCUGCAUCUUAACUGGGACCGGAACACAGCAGCCUGAUUACCUUGCUACGGUGGAUGUGGAUCCGGAAUCUCCCUGCUAUUGCCAGGUGAUCCAUCGCCUUCCCAUGCCGUAUGUCGACGAUGAGCUGCAUCACACGGGGUGGAAUGCCUGCAGCAGCUGCUUCGGGGACACCAGCAAGAAGCGUAACCGCCUGGUCCUCCCCAGCCUGGGGUCUUCCCGCAUUUACAUAGUGGAUACAGGGACGGACCUGCGAGCCCCCAGGAUGUUUAAAGUUAUUGAGCCCAGGGAAGUCUUUGAGAAGUGCAACUUGACUUUCCCACACACAUCCCACUGCCUGGGUAGCGGAGAGGUGAUGAUCAGCGCUUUGGCCGACACGCUUGGCAACGGGAAAGGUGGGUUCAUCCUUAUUGACGCGGAGACCUGGGAAGUGAAAGGGACCUGGGAGCGGCCGGGGGACGAGCCCCCACAAGGCUACGACUUCUGGUACCAGCCGAGGCACAAUGUCAUGAUCAGCACCGAGUGGGGAGUGCCCAAGUACUUUGCGAACGGUUUCAACCCGGAGGAUCUGAAGAAAGAGCGCUAUGGGCGUCGCCUGAACGUCUGGGACUGGACGACCCACUGCCUCAUCCAGCAGAUUGAUGUUGGGGAAGAUUCCGCCCCGCUGGAGAUCCGUUUCCUACAUAACCCCAACGCCGCGCACGGAAUGGUGGGCUGCACACUGCAGAGUUCCAUUCAUCAUUUCUUCAAGACAGAGGAUGGGGACUGGGCAGCCGAAAAGGUGAUCCAGAUUCCAAACAAGAAGGUGUCAGGCUGGUACUUUCCCGAAAUGCCAGGUUUCGUCACUGACAUCCUCAUUUCGAUGGACGACCGGUUCCUGUACUUGAGCAACUGGCUGCAUGGCGACCUCCGCCAGUACGACAUCACCAACCCGUUCUGCCCUAAACUGGUUGGCCAGGUGUUUGUUGGUGGGAACAUUUACAAAGGCGGCGUGGUGACCGUCUUGGAAGACUAUGAGCUGGACUGCCAGCCUGACCCGUUUAUGAUCCAGGGAAAGAGGGUCUAUGGGGGACCUCAAAUGAUUCAACUCAGCUUGGAUGGUAAGAGGCUGUAUACAACUACCUCUUUGUACACACCUUGGGACAAGCAGUUUUACCCUCAGAUGGUCAGGGAAGGGUCAGUCAUGCUGCAGAUCGACGUGAACACCGAGCGCGGCGGCCUCAGUGUGAACCCGAACUUCCUGGUGGAUUUCGGGAAGGAGCCCUACGGUCCCGCUCGCGCCCACGAGAUGCGCUACCCCGGGGGAGAUUGCACCUCGGACAUCUGGGUCUAGGUGGUCUGGGCAGGCAUCUCUCUCCCAUCCUUCUUCCCGCUGAGCUAACUUUACGGGAGCGCGUCCGAGGGUCUCUUCGUCACAGGUUUUCAUCCUUUAAAAAUGUCUGUAUGCACAUGCUGAGUCAUGGGAUGGCAUUGUCCCUCACUCUCCUGAGUCAGCAGUUUUCUUCCCCGCCCACCCCCAAAGUAUUUUUUUCUUAUAUUUCGUACAACAAUAAACCAAUCUAAAGGGGGGGGGGUGGCAUAGGGUGGUUUUGGCACUCAACUCAUUGCAUGACAAGACUGUUGAAAACAGAACUGCAGAAAAUGAAUAAACAUUUUUUUAAAAUCUCA
Molecule: messenger RNA, 2646 nt
Organism: Zootoca vivipara (common lizard)
Lineage: Eukaryota; Metazoa; Chordata; Lepidosauria; Squamata; Lacertidae
Source: RefSeq, a predicted model, not a curated record